AUGGCAACUAAGACGUUGGAAGCUCGCUUUGAGCACCUUUCCGUCAAGGACGAGAAGGAUCGCACCUAUGGAAAGCCUAAGGGUUCCAUCUCGACAGCUGCUUCGAUGUCCGGCCUUGGACCAUCGCAGAGUAACUCAAACCGAGCUCAGUUGCUGAAGCUAGCACUUCAAAACACAAAUGAAAAGGCCAACGCAAUGAAUGUCCCACCAUCCCCUGCCAAGGGCUCGGGGACGGUGGUGACCCGGAAUACCGACGAGAACGGCGAUCAGCGCACGUCAACUUCGCUUCACGACCCAUCGGUGCCGAGAGAACUGCAUCUUGGAAUGUUUGAAAUUGGAAAGCCUCUUGGUAAGGGUAAAUUUGGUCGCGUUUAUCUUGCGAAGGAACGGUCAUCAGGCUUUGUAUGCGCCCUGAAGGUGCUGCACAAGUCGGAACUCCAACAAGGUGGUGUCCAGAAGCAAGUGCGGCGCGAGAUUGAGAUUCAGAGUAAUCUCCGUCACCCCAAUGUUCUCAGACUGUACGGUCACUUUCAUGACAGCAAGCGAAUCUUCUUGAUCCUAGAGUUUGCUGGUCGCGGUGAACUAUACAAGCACCUUCGUAAGGAGCAUCGUUUCCCGGAGUGGAAGGCUGCGCAAUACAUUGCACAGAUGGCGGCAGCGCUGAAGUACUUGCACAAGAAGCAUGUAAUGCACCGUGAUAUCAAGCCCGAGAACAUUCUGGUCGGAAUCCAUGGAGAAAUCAAGAUCAGUGACUUUGGUUGGAGUGUUCACGCUCCCAACAACCGACGCCAGACGAUGUGUGGAACGCUUGACUAUUUACCUCCGGAGAUGCUGAAGCCGGGCUCUCAAGACAACUACUAUAGUGAAAAGGUGGACCUCUGGAGUUUGGGCGUCUUGACCUACGAGUUCCUAGUUGGCGAGGCACCUUUCGAAGACACGCCUGUUAUGACCCAGCGACGAAUCGCCAGGGCUGACAUGACCGUUCCAUCUUUUGUCAGCCCUGAGGCAAAGGACCUCAUUAAAAGACUACUGGUACUUGACCCUGAGAAGCGAAUUCCUCUUGAUGAGAUCCAAAGUCACCCCUGGAUUGUCAAACAUUGCGUGAAAGACGUAAAGCGGAGUUCCGGCUUCAAGGAGGGCAAAGCAUGA
Messenger RNA from Penicillium odoratum, 1149 nucleotides. Its product is annotated as aurora family serine/threonine-protein kinase. The record is from RefSeq and is a predicted model, not a curated record. Gene Ontology annotation, cellular component: spindle microtubule; chromosome passenger complex; spindle pole centrosome. Bases 1 to 1149 code for a protein of 382 amino acids. Gene Ontology annotation, molecular function: protein kinase activity; ATP binding. NCBI's taxonomy places the organism in Eukaryota, Fungi, Ascomycota, Eurotiomycetes, Eurotiales, Aspergillaceae. Gene Ontology annotation, biological process: mitotic spindle organization; regulation of cytokinesis; protein phosphorylation. The transcript is spliced from 3 exons.